AUGCCACCAAAGAAGGACAAGGAGGUCAAGGAGAAGCCCAUCAAGGGCGAUCAAGCCGAAGAGAUGGUGCUCCAGUACCUCCGCUCGGUCAACCGCCCUUAUGCCAGCACCGACGUCUCGACCAACCUCAAGAACAAGGUCACCAAGCCGGAGGCUCAGAAGGCGCUCAUUGCGCUUGCUGAGAAGGGCCAGCUCACGAUGAAGCUCUACGGCAAGCAGAGCAUCUUCGUGUACAACCAGUCACAGCUUCCCGUGCUCGACCCCGAGGAGUUCUCCCAGCUCGACGCCGAGACCAAGGAGGUGCAGGGCACGCUCGACGAGCGGAGGAAGGAGCUCAAGACGGUGUCUGCGGAACUCGCGAGCAUGGAGGCGCUCCCCAAGACCAAGGAGCUCGGCAGAGAGAUCAACCGUGUCGACGCCGAGGUGGGUACACGACGGGAAAUUCGCAAGUUGACCCACCAGAACACCAUGACGCUCGCUGCCCUCGCCCCGUUCCGCGGUGACGGCGAGGCCAAGGCCGACCCCAUGUCGGCUGCUGACCGCGAUGUAAUCGACAAGGGCUGGAUCCGCUGGCGCAAGGAGUGGACCGACAGGAAGAAGCUGUACAAGAGCAUCAUGGGGAUUCUCGGCGAUGCUGGGAUGGUGGCGAACCAAGCGGAGUUUGAAGACGAGCAGGGCGUCGAGGUCGACGACGAUGAGGCACAGGAGGUUGACCGCGGCGAGUUUGGCGCGGGUGCGGUGAUCCGAAAGGUCGCCGCUCCGAGGGCACCCUCGGCCAAGGGUGCCGCUCCGGCACCCAAGGCAAAGCCAGCACCUGCUCCAGCGAAGAAAGUUCUUGGAAAGCGGACUCGUAGCGAGAGUGCGAGCCAGGACAAGAGUGGCGAGAGUGCCGAGCGCGACAGCGACGACGACGACGAGUAG
Messenger RNA from Vanrija pseudolonga, 921 nucleotides. RefSeq names its product homologous-pairing protein 2 (gene meu13). Gene Ontology annotation, biological process: meiotic joint molecule formation; meiotic strand invasion involved in reciprocal meiotic recombination; homologous chromosome pairing at meiosis. Lineage: Eukaryota; Fungi; Basidiomycota; Tremellomycetes; Trichosporonales; Trichosporonaceae. The record is from RefSeq and is a predicted model, not a curated record. Gene Ontology annotation, molecular function: double-stranded DNA binding; recombinase activator activity. The transcript has 9 exons. Gene Ontology annotation, cellular component: condensed nuclear chromosome; DNA recombinase auxiliary factor complex. The coding region runs from base 1 to 921 and encodes 306 amino acids.